UUCACUUCUGUCAAACAGCCUGACGUUUCUUCCUAUCUCGUUUGGCCCAGCCAUGUUGACCUGUAUGAGAUUAAAUUUUCAACAAUUUACAAGAAGUUGAGGCUGCAUAAAAGAAAAAAGCAUUAUGCCAAAGUGCGAUUUAAAAACGAGAUACAUACCAGCGACUUUUGCUUGGACAUUGUUAAUAGUGGCAACAACAUUAUUUUUCUAUUAUCCAGCCCGGUUUUUCUUGAAUAACCAUCCAUGGGUGCCAGCAUGUCAAGGGGUUAUUACAUUUUUCGUUAUUGCAAAUUUUACUUUAGCAACUUUUAUGGACCCUGGUAUUAUUCCAAAGGCACCUCCUGACGAAGACAGGGAAGAUGAUUUUAGAGCACCUCUGUAUAAAAAUGUUGACAUAAACGGCAUUACAGUUCGCAUGAAAUGGUGUGUCACAUGUAAAUUCUAUAGACCACCAAGAUGUUCUCACUGUAGUGUUUGUAAUCAUUGUAUAGAGACUUUUGAUCACCACUGUCCAUGGGUAAACAAUUGUAUUGGAAGAAGAAACUACAGAUUUUUCUUUUUCUUCCUCAUAUCACUAAGUCUACAUAUGAUUAGUAUAUUCUCAAUAAGCUUAGUUUAUGUGCUGCAUUAUCAGAGGAGCUUUUCUGACACAGAACCAAUUAUUGCUAUGGUGUUAAUGGGCUUAGUUACAUUACUAUCAAUACCAAUAUUUGGCCUCACUGGUUUUCAUAUGGUUUUAGUUUCGAGGGGGAGGACGACAAACGAACAAGUUACAGGCAAAUUUAAAGGUGGAUAUAAUCCAUUUUCUAGAGGUUGUUGGGAUAACUGUUGUUACACACAAUUUGGACCUCAAUUUCCUAGUUUAUUAAAACCUCAAAAAUACAACGUAAAACGAAAACACUGUCCACAUGGUCCCAUUGCGACCAUAACAAAUGACAGUCAAGUAAAAACUUACAUGGACAACAGCAAUGGCAUCAGAAACAUCAACUCCAAUGCUUACAACAAGAUGUCGCCUGGCCGCGACAACUGCGACCUCGACAUGGAGCCGUCCGCCUCUCAGUCGCAGGACUGCGAGCCGACGCCGCCGCUGCAGCGGCACGGCUCCAAGUCGAACUUCUUCCUGCCCGCGAUGGAGGCGGACUCGCCGCGCCACCCGCCGCGCGGCCCGGUCGCGCAGCACUACGCGCGCGGCAGCCCGCACCCCAGGCCGCGGGGCGCCGAGGCGGGGGCGGCGCGCGUCGGCCCGUGCGACGGCGCGCCGCAGCGGCCCUCGCCCACCAUGCAGCAGCGCGUCAAGGCGCUCGGCGUGCCCACGCCCCUCGUCAUGAGCAGCCCGGUGCGCAGAUCGAACCCGAGCACGCCGACGCAGCCGCGCAGGCCCGACUUCAUCGGCGUCGUCUACUCGAACCACGCCGGCCAGUACUACGAGUUCCAGCCGCAGGACAACCCCGCGCAGAGGCAGAUGAUGGUGCAGACGGCCGGCGCAUACGGCAGCCCGCAAAGGAGGUUUAUGUCGGAGGGCGAGCUGGUGCGCCAGGAGGCGCAGCUGUCGUACCCUCGUUCGAACAACACCGCCGACAACAUCAGGGAGCUGGCCAACAGCCCGCAGCGCGGCGUCUACAUGUGGAAGGACACGUCGCCCGGCGGCUACGCGCAGCCGCCGCCGCCGCCCGGCGCCGGCCAUCCGCCGCCCGCGCACAACGAUUUCUACCGCUCGAACCCGACCAGCCCCACGCAGCAGGGCUACGGCGCGCCGCCCGCGCGCGCAUACCAUCCGGCGCAGCGGGGCGGCGUGCCGGUCUACCCGCCGCAGAGCCCGCAGGUGCACCGCAAGCUGCAGGUGGCAGGCGGCGGCGGCGGCGGCGUCGGCGCGCAGAACGCGGCCGACAACCGGCGCAGGCCGAUGUCGUUCGUGCGCGCGCUCGAAAUGUCCGACUCGGUCGAGAACGGUCAGUGCGCGGCGCACGCGGCCGCCCCCAACGCGCAGCAGCAGCAGCAGCUGACGCAGCGGCCCUCCACCCCCGACCGCGCCAGCGUCUACGACAUGAACUACGAGAUAUCGGUGUAGGGCCGGCGUAGGCACUCUCGCCCCGCCGAAUGAGUGCACCCCUCGUACAUUCUCUGCAUCAGAGACCGCCCAUAACAUCGAUCGCGACACGGUGAACCCCCCCACCCUCCAAGCUUUGUCGCUACACAGUCCUUUUUUAAUUUAUAUAAAAAAAAAUUAAUCUAAACUUCCGUCGUCAAUAUGUUAAAUUAUAGCUUUGAUUAAUCAAGAGUCAUGGAUUAGCCAGAGCCAAUUAGACAUCUCAAAAGAAUUACAAAUAAUUUGUAAUUCUUUUGAGAUAUCUAAUUGGCUCUGACCAAUCCAUGACUCUUGAUAAAUAAAGCUAUCUCUAAAGGAUUUGAUUGGUGUUAACUAAUUUCUCAUUCUUAAUGGAAGAAAGCUAAUGUCUUCCAAACAAAUCCACUCAUAAUAUAACAUAAUAAGUAUCAAUUUUUUAUUUAGAGGCAUUCCACGGUACUUUUUGUCCCGACCGUCGCAAUAAAAAUUUCUGAGUAGAAGCUACUCACCUAAAGGCAUAAUAAACAAUAAUAUUUUAAAAUAAACGGUAGUUUUUGCUUACAAUUUUUUAUGGCGACGGUCGCGACAUAUUGUGGAAUUUCAAUUGAAUCGUGAAAAGGCGUUUUUAAAGAGAUUCUACCCAUAAUAUCACUUUUGUGGUUCGAAAAUACGUUUUUUAACAAUAUAUUGGACAUUUUUAAAUUCCCAAAAUUAAAGAAAAUUUGCGAGCGGGUCUAAUAGAUUGGCCGGGGACUGUAAAUAUGGAAAAUACUUUAUGACUUUAUGUAACUCUAUGGGUACUUUUUUAUUUGAAGAGCUACGAGGUCUGUUAAAUUGGAGAAAAGUUAACAUGAAAUUUAUAAAUUGAAAAAAAAUAUUUGAAAUAACUUAAAACCAAAACAUUGAAAAAAAAUUCCCCCAAAAGUUUGAGCCCUUUAUUUUGAUUUUAAGUACUUCAAGGUGAAUUGAGUUAGAGAAAAAAUAGAAAUUUAAAAAAAUUGAUUGAAAAUACAUGCUUCUUAAAUGGGAAAAAUUCAAAAUGAAAAAGAAAUUACUUAAAUUAAGGGCUUAAACUUUGUGGGAUUUUUUUUUUCGAUGUUUUGAACAAUAUUUUGGUGAAAAACAAAAAAGAGUCAUUUUAUAUGAAAAACCCCACAACAAAAGAUGGUUGUGGUAUCUUAAAAUCCAGUGGACGAAAAAAAUCACAAAUUUUAUUAAAAUGUGGAUAAAUGUUUAUUUUUCACAGGACAGGUUUUCAGUUUUUUAAAUUGUUUAAGAACCGUUGAUUUUUUCUCCAAUUUCUAAAUGCCAUUUUAAAAGACUUGUAAUUAGGCAGUUUUUUGUCUUGUAGAUCUUCAAAUAAAAAAUACACCCAUAGGUAUUUGUGAAAAGAAUUUUCUGUAAUUAAUUUGGUCCUUCCCAGCAUUUGGACUGUCAAAGACAUGCGCAAUACCUAAGUCGCAUGCGCAGUAGAAUAUUUGGACGCGACUUUUAUUGAGCAUGUCCGUGACGUCCAUUUAACAGAUCAAAAAAUCUCAACAUUCUUUGGUACCUAAGCAACUGAAAAUGACUAUACCCCCAAUAUAACAAUAAAUAUAAACACAUGGUACAGUUGUGAUUACAAACAUCACAUUUUUUCGUAAAAAAGACUUCGCGACAAAGCUUGGAACCACACAAACAAAUAUAAAUAUAUAUAUAGUAUAACUCCCCCCUCCUCCCCAUGCCCCUCAAUCAAAACAUGGACCUGUGACCUUGUAGUGUGUGUACUAUAUCUGGGUGUUAUUUGUUGUUAAAAUAGUGGCCGAUUUCCGGGAACUUUAUGAAUAAAACGAGAACCAGCCCGAGAAUCGUGCUUUAAGACCAAAAAAACUUUUAAAAUUAUUAUUCUCUUAAAACACAGUUCUAGAGUUACUCUCAAUUAAUGUCUUUCUAUAUUAUAUUGAAUGUGACAGUUUGGUGGCGUCGCAGCCAACUUCUCUCCGCACAGGGUAAAACAGUUGAAAGCAGCUGCACUAUAGGAGAGAAGUUGGCUUUUGACUGGUCACUGAAAUGGCGUAUUGGGUCGCAAAUUGAAAUAAAUCAUCUGAAUUUAAGGAAAUUUUAUUAUUAAUGACUGACUGUGACUCAGGUUUAUUCGAGUUAUUAAAUGCUAAUUGAGAUAAUUGAUAGGGUUAAAAUUUGAAGUGAAGAAAACAUAUCUAGAUAGAAUUAUGUAAAAUAUAUUAUUCCUGAUUUUAUUGGAUGUUGUGGCUUCUUGAGUCAUUUGAUUAAUUUCAUGACCCCCAAUUAUUGGUAAAUCGUACUUCACAUGGAUUUUUUAUCUAUUGACCUCAAGCAAAACAAAAACAAAGAAGCAUGCAGCUCAGGAGAUUUUUUAAACAAUGAAUUUUUUGUUCAGUGUAAUAUCUUAAGUUAUGGUGUAAAUAUAUAAGAAAUUUAGUAAAACUGGUAUUUUAUUCCACGCGGUUUCACAGGUGUCAGAAUUGCCUCUCGGUAUUCAAACUAUUUAAUUUAUGAAAAAGUACUGAAUAAAUUAGUCGAGCAUAAACUAGAUAUUUUUUCAAUUUUUCAAUACAUUUAAAUUUAGGUGUAACUUUUUAAUUUAACGUUUGUGGCUGUUUUCCUAACAUAAAUUAAUUUUUAUAAUAACGACUUAAAAUAAAUAUGAUUUCAUAAAUUAAUUAAUCUUCCACGUGUUUAUUUCUUAACAAAAUGGUGCGAAAAUGCAUAUUUUUAUUUUAAUUAAGUAUACCUAGAAUAGUUCGUGUAAAUAAAUCUAUGUUAUGUAUAUAUUUGUGAUUUUAAUUUAAUUUUGUCUUUGCGAUGUUUUUUGAUAUUUAUAUAAACUUAGGUGCUUUUUAUUCACAGGAGGUAAUGUAAAAAAUAUACUUUUUGUGUUCUUGGUUCGAUUAUGUUUUGUAUAUUUUAGUUAAUUUUUUAAUAGUAUGUUUUUUGUAUUAACUCUAUUUUCUACUUUGCCUGGAUUUUAUUGUUAAAAUUUGUUUUCUCAAUGUAACUUUUUGUUAUUUCUUUUCUAAUUAAAAAUAUGAUUUACAUUUAUUUUUAUACAUAUUUAUUUCUGUUAAUGUUGAUUGAAAUUUA
Molecule: messenger RNA, 5167 nt
Organism: Brassicogethes aeneus
Lineage: Eukaryota; Metazoa; Arthropoda; Insecta; Coleoptera; Nitidulidae
Source: the annotation of a GenBank genome assembly